Messenger RNA from Gaeumannomyces tritici R3-111a-1, 5038 nucleotides. Its product is annotated as peroxisomal biogenesis factor 6. The record is from RefSeq and is a predicted model, not a curated record. The coding region runs from base 342 to 4679 and encodes 1445 amino acids. Gene Ontology annotation, biological process: protein import into peroxisome matrix. The transcript is spliced from 3 exons. Gene Ontology annotation, molecular function: ATP hydrolysis activity; ATP binding. Lineage: Eukaryota; Fungi; Ascomycota; Sordariomycetes; Magnaporthales; Magnaporthaceae. Gene Ontology annotation, cellular component: peroxisomal membrane; cytosol.
AGCCACCUCAUGUCUACCGUGUAUUUGUCAAGAUGGGGUUCACGUGACCGUGUACCCCCUUGGCUACAGUCCUGCCUGCCAUUUGCCAGCCGAGACGCGCUGCAGGCAGGAGGGGCCGGCGCCGCGCUGGGCUGGACCGAGGCCCGACCCAAUCCGCUGGAGCUGUGAACUCCACUGAAUUUGAGAUGAUCUUGAUACCAGACUAGCGGCGACCUGUGCUGGACCUGUCCGAAUUGCAACUGCUUCUAUCCCACCCUGCCCGUCGACGUCGCACAACCCAUAGAGUCGCCCGCUCGCCCGCCCGCCCGCUCGAGUGCGUCCGUCGCCCUCCUUGGUCCGCCAUGGACGCGGCCCCUGCGCUCGCCUCCCGGAAACGGCGCCGGAGAAGGCGCGAGGACAAACUGCCCAUCUCGGCCCGCCUCGCCCUCGACGACCAUCUCCGCAGCGAUGUCGGCAUCCUGUCCGAGGACCUGUUCGCCGACCUCUUCCCCCACCUGCGCAACCAGCCGCAUGAUCUCGGCGAGGUUCACUACGUGGCCAUUUCCCCCUGGAUGCCCGAUGCCUCCCCCGAAACCACCGACUGGACCAUCGUGCCCGUCACAAAGUCCACAGCCCUGUCGCACUCCACCGUCCAGUUCUCUCCCUCCGACUCGAGCCUCGUACUGCAGAACUUCGCGACCACCCUCGAGCGUGUCGCACCAUCCAAGCUAUCCAGCCAUAGCCGAAGCGGCAUCGACAUCUUGGUCGUUGACGCCGUCGCUCUCUCGCUCGACACCGUCUUUGUCAGCCUUGAUGGCGACCUGGCCAAGCGCCUCGGGAACGGCGAGGGGACCUUCUUCAGGGACCACCCCGAGGUCUCGACGCUUGCCAAGGGAAAUGCCUCGCCGGCUGCAUCUUCCGAGCUGCGCCUAGCUACCGCUCUGCGCGCUGCCCUGGGCACCCUCCGCGUUGUGCAUUCCGGCGAUCUGUUCCCGCUGCCGCUACCCCCACACCCGAUAACCCACGUCCCGCCGAAUCCCGGCAGGGUGACGCUCUGUGAGCCCGUUGCGCAGGGUAUCCUCUCUCCCAAGACCAAAAUCAUUGUCUCGCCUAGUCGCUCGCGCCCCAAGGGGAAUAGAGAAAGGGGCUCAGCGCGCCCCGGCGGGAUGCUCGACGGUGUGACCGAGGCCGACGAGGACACGGCAAACGACCAGUUCUACUCGGCUGCCGAGGAGCGCGACAAGAUCGAGGUCACCGAUUCGGCCGUGGAGAGCUCUGCCACCACCAGCGCGUCAGAGACGGAGCUGUCCGAGGGCGACCAUGACGAGCUGUCGGACGAUUCGGCCGACGAUAUGAUAUCGCUGCAGACCCCUACACUGCCGCCGCCCACCGCGAGCGGCUUGUCAACCAUGCAGCCAGGCACGCCAAUGACGGUGGGCCGCGGGAGGAAAACCAAUGGUAUGACCACCCCUGGCUCCGUCUUCUCGUCCUUUACCGCAACGACGGCGCGUCCAGACCGCCCCCGAGGCCGUCUGUUCAAGGCCCAGGGGCUUGUGAAGCCCAUACCGGCCGAGCUGCUGCACCCGAAGCCGACACCCGAGGACGACGAGGAGGCCCAUGUGUACGUUGACGUGGGCAACCUGUCGAGGAUCGGCUGCUUUUCCGGAGACUGGGUCCGGGUCGAAGCCUCGUCGGCGCCUCCUGCCAACGGCUUCGGUCCAUUCGCGCUGGGGAGCUUUGGGGAGCCAGAUGCGCAGGAGCCUGCUUGGAGGCCUGCCAGGGUGUUUGGCCUGCCCGAAGGAUACUCGAGACGGCCCGUCAGCCGGAUCCCGAGCUCCAAGCACGGCGGCCGCAGCCUUUCCUUCUUCGAGUCGCAGGUCCAAAAGCCGACCAGCCCUCUAGCGUAUGCGUCGCCCAUACUUCUCGCCAAUCUGGACGGCCCGUCGCACCUGCGCCUGCUGCCCCUUAAGAGGGCUAUUGCGCAUCACCACGGGGGUGGGCCGCACUCGCAGGCCGCGGCCGUCAUGCAGCCACCUUAUGCCCGCGACGUCGUCAUCCAGCAGGUGCGCACUCCCGUGUCCUCAUCUAGGGACUUGGAGAUGGCCGUCAUGGCCGGGUUGAAGUUGUAUUUCGAGAAGAAGCUCCGUGUCAUCAAGGCUGGUGACCUUAUCGCCGUGCCCAUCGACACGCAGCUUGGGCGCACAAUGAAGGAGGCAUCUUCGGGCGAGGGCUCCGCGAUAGAUGACAUACUCUCCAUCGCGGCUGGCUCCGCCAACUCAAGGACGCCUGACGGACGGGGCUUGAACCUGGACGAGGUGGCUUGGUUCCGAGUCUCGCACCUGCAAGCACAAAAGCAGGAGGGUAUCGAGGCCGAGCAGGAGGAGGCACUAUGGGGGUCUGCUGCCUGCGUCGAGACCUCAAUGGCCCACCUAGAAUCGUCGGGCAUGGUCAAUGGCCGCGUUCCUGGUGUGAAGGCGAGCACUUGGCAAUACUAUCUAGGCAUCCUAAACCCUCCCAGCGGCGUGAUAGGGUCGCCCCCUGUGGCCAUCUCGGAGCCAAGGCCAAGCUACAUCUCGCCGCUGCGGCGUCGUGUCAGAGAGCUGCUGGCCGCUGCGACGAGUAAAAGGGCCAUACAUCUCAAGGCCCCGCCCGUCGCGAUCCUGCUGGUCUCUACGCAGCGAAACAUUGGGAAGGCGAGGCUGGCCACGGACGCGUGCCGUGACAUUGGUCUCCACACCUUCACGGUGGACGCAUUUGAUAUACUGAGCGAGGGGGGGGCGGGUGGCAGCGACGUCAAGACGGACGGGACGCUCAAGGCGCGGGCAGAGCGCGCACUAAGCUGCGGGCCAGAGUGCUGCGCGCUCCUCGUCCGGCACGUCGAGGCGCUCACGGCGGAGCGCAUGACAGCGACAAUGCGCGGCAUCCUGUCGGACGCGAGAGUCCUCAUUGCGACCACGACGGAGCCUGACAAGAUCCCCGACGGAGUGCGAGGCCUGUUUACGCACGAGCUCGACAUGUCGGCGCCCGAUGAGGGCGAGCGCGAGGGCAUCCUGCGCUCCAUCGUUGACCAGCGCGGCCUUGCCCUCGACGCCGGUGUGGACCUCGGCGCCGUCGCCCUCAAGACGGCGGCCUUGGUGGCCGGAGACCUCGUGGACGUCAUCGACCGCGCCCUGGUUGCUCGGCGAGCGCGGCUCCAAGGGCUGGCCGAGAGGGCUAGUGCCGGAGGCGAGAGCGGACUUCCAGCCGUCACGGUCAGAGAUGUGCUCGUGGCUGGCGGAUCGGCGGUGCGCGGGCUCACCAAGGGCGACCUGGACACAGCGGUCGACGCGGCGCGCAAGAACUUUGCCGACGCUAUCGGGGCGCCCAAGAUCCCGAAUGUGACGUGGGACGACGUCGGAGGGCUGAGCCACGUCAAGGAUGCCGUCAAGGAGACGAUCCAGCUGCCGCUCGAGCGACCCGAGCUCUUCGCCAAGGGCAUGAAGAAGCGGUCUGGCAUCCUGUUCUACGGUCCGCCCGGAACGGGAAAGACGCUCCUCGCAAAGGCCAUUGCGACCGAGUACAGCCUCAACUUCUUCAGCGUCAAGGGCCCGGAACUGCUCAACAUGUAUAUUGGAGAGUCCGAGGCGAACGUGCGGCGUGUCUUCCAGAGGGCGCGCGACGCCAGGCCCUGCGUCGUCUUCUUUGACGAGCUCGACUCGGUCGCGCCCAAGCGUGGAAACCAGGGCGACAGCGGAGGCGUCAUGGACCGCAUCGUGUCGCAGCUGCUGGCCGAGCUGGACGGCAUGUCGUCUGGCGGCGGCGGCGGCGGAGACGACGACGACGACGACGGCACCUCGGGCGGCGGCGUUUUCGUCAUUGGUGCCACCAACAGGCCUGAUCUACUAGACCAGGCGCUUCUCCGCCCGGGCCGUUUCGACAAGCUGCUGUACCUGGGCGUCUCGGACACGCAUGAGAAGCAGCUCCGGAUCAUGGAGGCGCUCACGAGGAAGUUUACGCUGCAUCCCUCAGUCUCUCUCAAGGCCGUGUCGGAGAAGCUGCCCUUCACGUACACGGGCGCCGACUUCUACGCGCUGUGCAGCGACGCCAUGCUCAAGGCGGUCACGCGGCAGGCGUCGCGGGUGGACGCAAAGAUAAAGGUGCUCAACUCGGAGCGAGAAGCGACAGCGGGCGGGAGGCCGCCCAUCUCGACGGCCUACUUCUUCGACCACUACGCCGAGCCCGAGGACGUGGCCGUCAUGGUCACGGAGCACGACUUCAUGGAGGCACACCAAGAGCUGAUCCCCAGCGUAAGCGCCGGCGAGCUGGCACACUACGAGGGCGUGCGCGCCACCUUUGAGGGCGGGCGGGACAAGCAGCAGCAGCAGCCGCAGCAAGGCCAGCAGCAAGGCCAGCAGCAAAACCACCACCACCAAGACGCCGGCCUGAUGCCCCGCGGGCCCAUGCGGUCCGUCUCGUCGAGCUCGAGCGUCAGGGGCAAGGGCAAGGCCCUGAUGGCGGCCGCGCCCAUCUUGGGCAAGGGCAAAGGCAAGGCCGUGGCGCCGUCGAGCAGCGACGACGACGAUGACGACGGCGAGACGGUCAGCGGCCGCCCGGGGAGCGCCAACGGGAGCAUCAGGGCGCGCGGGAAGGGCAAGGCCGUGGCGGCAACGGCGGAUCACCUGGGCGGCUCGGGCGGCAACGACGAGGGGCUAUAUGACUGAAAUAUGCAACGCUGAAAGAUCGGUGUGGGCGCGCGCAUCUUGCGCUGCUGGGUAAUUCUGGAGCAUGGUUUUCGAUGUGACGAGAUAAUCGCAAGUCUACGGGACGACGGGGCUGAGCGUCAGAUGUCACCUCGUUUUUUUCCUAUUGGGCAAAGAAGGGGGCCUAUCGCAGAUAGCAUGGUUGUUAUAAGCCGCGACUGUGGAUAUCAUCCAUCGAACACUAUCAAAAAGGGCGCAACAUCAAAAAUGUCCGAUCAAGUCGUGUUAAAAAACCAAAACAAAAUGGGCGAAUUACAGGCUCUGGCUCCCCUCCCUUGCUCACGCCUUGGUAUCUUUGCUCUCUGGUGUCUUUGUAUCCU